Molecule: messenger RNA, 1002 nt
Organism: Purpureocillium lilacinum
Lineage: Eukaryota; Fungi; Ascomycota; Sordariomycetes; Hypocreales; Ophiocordycipitaceae
Source: RefSeq, a predicted model, not a curated record
AUGGCCCCGAAGCGCAUCUUCCUCACGGGCGGGAGCGGCUACGUCGGCGCCGUGGUCGCCGAGCAGGCCCUCGCCGCCGGGCACUCGGUGCGCGCGCUCUCACGGUCGGAGCGCAGCGACGCCAAGCUGCAGGCCCUGGGCGCCGUGCCCGUCCGCGGCGACCUGACGACGCUCGACGUGCUGCGCGCCGAGAGCGCCGCCGCCGACGCCGUCAUCCACCUGGCGACGGCGUACGUGCUCGGCGGGCCGGGCACCUACGACGACGUGCUGCCCGUGGACGUGGCCGCGCUCGACGCCCUGGCCGAGGGGCUCGCCGGCACGGACAGGCCGCUCGUCACGACGGCGGGCACGCUGCUCGCGGCGGCGGACCCGGCGGGCGGGGAGACGGACGAGGCGUCGCCCGAGGACGCGAGCCCGCUGAAUACGCGCGGCAAGCAUGAGAAGCACGCGCUGGCGCUGGCGACGGAGGGGGUCAAGAGCAGCGGCAGCGGUGGGGGAAACGGCAGGACGGUGCGCGUCUCGUCGGUGCGCCUCGCCCCCUGGGUGUACGGCCGCGGGGGCAGCGGCGUAGGGCUCUUCCUCAACGCAGCGGCCAAAGCAGGCUGUGCAACGACCGUCGACGGCGGGACGAACCGCACCACGACGGUGCACGUCGACGACGCGGCGCGGCUGUACCUGCUCGCCGCGGGGGCGGGAGAGCGGCCCGCGGCCGCGGCCGGCGAGGUGUUCAACGCGAGCGGCGAGACGGACGUGACGGUGGGGGACAUGUUCGGGGCCAUGGCGCGCGCGCUGGGCGUGCCGCUGCGGGACGUGUCGUUUGAGCAGGCGGCGGGCGAGAUGGGCCACAUGUUUGCGUCGUUUGUCAAGGCGGAGAACAGGGCGUCGGGGGACAAGGCGAGGAGGGUGCUGGGCUGGGAGCCCAGGGGGUUGGGCGUCCUGGAUGAGAUUGCCAAGGGGUCGUAUGCCGCUGUCGCGGAGGGUUUGCGCAAGCAGGCUGCGUGA